AUGGUACAGUGCAGAAGUUGUUUGUGUUUGGUAGCUUUUUUUGUCUUUUCUGUAAUGAUGAUCAGUAGUGUUAAUCCAACGGCCGAGGCAAAACCUGGGAUUCACUUUCACAAAUGGGAGGUGAAAUAUGCCUACAAGUCUCCCGAUUGCUUCAAGAAGCUGGCUAUAACAAUCAACGGGGAUUCUCCAGGGCCUACCAUCUAUGCUGCACAAGGGGAUAGAGUCGUUGUUACUCUCACCAACACUUUGCCCACCGAGAAUGUUGCUGUCCAUUGGCAUGGAAUCCGACAGAUUGGAACACCUUGGAGUGAUGGAACUGAAGGGGUGACUCAAUGUCCAAUCAUGCCAGGAGAUUCUUUCACGUACGAGUUUGUAGUUGACAGAGCAGGGACGUAUCUAUACCAUGCGCAUUAUGGAAUGCAAUUAUCAGCAGGGCUGUAUGGAUUCAUUAUUGUUUCAAUACCUCUUCAUGGAGUUCCUGAGCCAUUUGUGUAUGAUCAAGAUCGAAGCAUCAUUCUUAAAGAUUGGUACCAUGCUACCACUUACGAGCAAGCCACGAGCUUAUCUUCCAUACCCUUCGGUUGGGUUGGAGAGCCACAGUCACUUUUGAUAAAUGGAAGAGGAAGGUUCAACUGCUCUCUUCUUAAUGCACCAAGCUCAGAUCAUUCGGAAAUUUGUGAUGCAACAAAUCCUGAAUGUUCUCCCUACAGUUUAACAGUAGUUCAUGGAGAAACUUAUAGAUUGAGGAUUGGCAGCUUGACUUCUCUAUCAGCUUUGAGCUUCCAAAUUGAAGGCCAUAAUAUGACCGUUGUAGAAGCCGACGGGAACUAUGUUGAGGCAUUUGAAACAAAAAACCUAUAUAUAAAUUCCGGUGAGACAUACUCGGUUUUAGUAACCGCCGACCAAGAUCCUUCAAGAAACUAUUGGAUCACUACAAACGUUGUUAACCGGGAACCAUCAACCCCGACCGGUCUGGCCAUCUUCAAUUACUAUCCAAACCAUCCCCAUAAAUACCCUCCAACGGCUCCAACCACAGGCCCUCUCUGGAACGACAUAGCUUCACAACUGGCUCAGAGCCGUGCCAUCAGGGCACACCAUGACUUUAUACAACCGCCGCCUCCUAAAUCAGAUAGGGUGAUUGUGCUUCUCAACACACAAAAUUUGAUCGAUGGUUAUAACCGCUGGUCUUUAAAUAACAGAUCUCUCACACUUCCCCACACUCCUUACCUCAUUGCACUAAAACAAAAUUUCACCGACGCCUUUGAUCAAAACCCACCUCCGGAUAGCUAUGACAUUGCAAAUUAUGACAUAUCCAAGGUUCCUCACAACGUAAACGCCACAUCUAGCAAUGCCGUUUAUAGGAUAAGCUUCAAUACGACAGUGGAUAUUAUACUGCAAAAUGCAAACACCAUGACCCCGGGUUCCAGCGAGACACAUCCUUGGCAUAUGCACGGCCAUGAUUUCUGGGUUUUAGGCUACGGAAGCAAUAAGUUUGAUGUGGUAAAAGAUCCGGCAACGUACAACCUCGUUGAUCCGAUCAUGAAGAACACAGUGGCUCUAUAUCCAUAUGGAUGGACUGCUUUGAGGUUUCGGGCGGAUAAUCCAGGUGUCUGGAUAUUCCAUUGUCAUAUUGAGCCUCACUUCUUCAUGGGUAUGGGGAUUGUGUUUGAAGCUGGGGUAGAGAUGGUGGGAACGUUGCCCACAUCCAUUAUGGGCUGUGGUGAAACUAAACGCUUGAUGAGGCCUUAGAUUAAAAAA
This is a messenger RNA of Corylus avellana, 1758 nucleotides long. The record is from RefSeq and is a predicted model, not a curated record. Lineage: Eukaryota; Viridiplantae; Streptophyta; Magnoliopsida; Fagales; Betulaceae.